UGAAUUUGUGCAUUUAAUGAAGACAAAAGAACACCUGCUUUCAGCUAAAUUACCUUUCAUUCAGCUAACAGCUACCCAUCCCAGGAGUCCAAUUCUCGCACGGCUCUCCAUCAGCGUAACAACCAUUCAAUUCUAGAUUAUGGUGGAUCACCUGAUUCACCUCCGUACUCUCUCUCUGUCUCUCACGAAAGUUCCAGCCCAGUCAUCACCACACCGUCAUAAAGUAGUGCAGCCGGUGGUGGUGUUGUUCAUAUUUUCUCUCUCUAAACUCUUAAGCAGCUUCUGCUACUGCUGUCUUUGUCGUGCAGAAUCAUCGCCUCGGCAAUCUCCACCGGCUCACUUACCGAAUUUCCAGAAAAGCGCCAUACCCAGAUUCUCUCUCUACCAACAGCUAUUUGUUUUAUCCCUGCGACUUGUCACCAUUUUAGCGCAUUCAGUACAGCAAUCAUCACCAAAUGGUGAAAUGCCCUUCACGAGAUUCGAUCUCUCUUGCCUGAAUAUUUACACACUGCAUCGACUCACCGAUUUUGAUCACUUUCUUCCGCAAAGGUUAAACAUCUACUAUGGGUAUGAACAUUCUGUUCAGUAGAAUCUCUGGUUUAUCAUUACCGACCACGCACUCUUUUGCUGGAGGCAACCUUUUGGGGUCGUUUCAAGGUUUGCCUAUAUUGGAACUAUCGUCAAUUUGCAUCAAUCUGACAUUGUUUCUUGUAUUCCUAUUCAUCGUAUCGGCAAGACAGAUAUUCCUGUGUGUUGGUCGAAUUCGAAUCAUUAAGGAUGAUUCAAAUGUAAAUCCAAUCCCAAUUCGGCACACAGUUGAUGGUGAAAUCCGGAGUAUCGAAAUUGGUUGGAGUUAUAAAGCUUCGGUAUACUGUUGUUUCUACGUGUUGUUUCUUCAAGUAUUGGGUUUAGGGUUUGAUGGUGUUGAUUCGAUUAGAAGGGCUGCACAUGGAGAAGGUACAUAUUGGACCUCUCUGUUGUUGCCUGCAGCUCAGGGUUUAGCUUGGUUUGUGUUGAGCUUUUCAACUCUUCACUGUAAAUUCAAGGUCUCUGAGAAAUUCCCAUUAUUGUUGAGGGUAUGGUGGGUUGUAUCAUUCGGCAUUUGCUUGUGUACUUUGUAUGCCGAUGGGAGAGGAUUUCUAGUCGAAGGUUCAAAACACUUGAAUUCUCAUGUUGUGGCGAAUAUUGCUGCAAGCCCUGCUCUUGCCUUCCUCUGUUUCGUAGCAAUUAGGGGUGUUACUGGUAUACAAAUAUGGAGAAACUCGGAUCUUCAAGAGCCAUUGCUGCCUGAAGAAGAAGCAGGGUGUCUUAAGGUUACUCCUUAUAGUGAAGCAGGGUUCUUUAGUUUGGCUACGCUUUCAUGGUUGAAUCCACUUCUUUCAAUUGGUGCAAAGAGACCACUUGAGCUAAGGGACAUUCCACUUCUUGCACCAAAAGAUCGUUCCAAGACCAAUUAUAAAAUUCUUAACUCAAAUUGGGAAAAGUUGAAGGCUGAAAAUCCUUCGAAGCAGCCUUCUUUAGCUUGGGCUAUUCUCAAGUCUUUCUGGAAGGAGGCAGCCUGUAAUGCCAUUUUUGCAGGCUUGAAUACUCUUGUUUCAUAUGUGGGUCCGUACAUGAUUAGCUACUUUGUAGAUUACUUAGGGGGGAUUGAGGCUUUCCCACAUGAGGGGUAUAUUCUUGCUGGAACAUUCUUCUCAGCCAAGUUAGUUGAAACCUUGACAACCCGUCAGUGGUAUCUUGGGGUCGACAUUCUGGGCAUGCAUGUGAGAUCAGCUCUUACGGCAAUGGUAUACCGAAAGGGACUCAGGCUCUCGAGCUCGGCCAAGCAAAGUCACACCAGUGGAGAGAUUGUUAAUUAUAUGGCAGUGGAUGUUCAAAGAGUGGGGGAUUACUCUUGGUAUCUCCAUGACAUGUGGAUGCUACCUCUGCAGAUCAUUCUUGCGCUAGCUAUUUUGUAUAAGAAUGUUGGGAUUGCUUCUGUUGCAACAUUGAUUGCCACCAUUAUCUCCAUCAUUGCAACUGUCCCACUGGCGAGGAUUCAGGAAGAUUAUCAAGACAAGUUAAUGACUGCCAAGGAUGAUAGGAUGAGAAAGACUUCUGAAUGUCUUAGGAACAUGAGGAUUCUCAAGUUGCAAGCUUGGGAGGAUAGAUACCGCGUGAAGCUGGAGGAAAUGCGGAGCGUGGAAUUCAAGUGGCUAAGGAAAGCUCUAUACUCUCAGGCUUUUAUUACAUUCAUCUUUUGGAGCUCCCCUAUAUUCGUUUCAGCAGUCACUUUCGGCACUUCCAUAUUGUUGGGUAAUCAGCUUACAGCAGGAGGUGUUCUUUCUGCUCUGGCCACUUUCAGGAUCCUCCAAGAACCACUUAGAAAUUUCCCCGACUUGGUGUCAAUGAUGGCUCAGACAAAAGUAUCUCUUGAUCGAAUUUCUGGGUUUCUGCAGGACGAAGAGUUGCAGGGAGAUGCAACAAUUGUUAUACCUCCAGGCGACACAAAUGUGGCAAUAGAAAUUAAAGACGGUGAGUUCUGUUGGGACUCUUCUUCUCCAAGGCUAACAUUAUCGGGUAUACAGAUGAGGGUGGAAAGGGGGAUGCAUGUGGCUGUUUGUGGCAUGGUUGGUUCUGGGAAAUCAAGCUUUCUGUCUUGCAUCCUUGGUGAGAUUCCAAAAGUCUCUGGAGAAGUUAGAAUAUGUGGUUCUGCUGCUUAUGUCUCUCAGUCAGCUUGGAUACAAUCAGGAAAUAUAGAAGAGAAUAUUCUUUUCGGUAGCCCAAUGGAUAAGGCAAGGUACAAAAAUGCUAUCCAUGCUUGUUCUCUGAAGAAGGAUUUGCAGCUUCUCUCACACGGAGAUCAGACCAUCAUUGGUGAUAGAGGCAUAAAUCUUAGUGGUGGCCAGAAACAACGCGUGCAGCUUGCCAGGGCACUCUAUCAAGAUGCAGACAUUUAUUUACUUGAUGAUCCCUUUAGUGCUGUUGAUGCACACACUGGGUCAGAAUUAUUUAAGGAAUACAUACAGACCGCACUAGCUAGGAAGACUGUAAUUUUUGUAACCCAUCAAGUUGAAUUUCUUCCAGAUGCUGAUAUGAUACUGGUUCUUAAGGAAGGCCGUAUCAUUCAGGCUGGGAAAUAUGACAAUCUUUUGCAAGCAGGAACCGAUUUCAAAACUUUGGUUUCAGCUCACCAUGAAGCAAUUGAAGCUAUGGAUAUUCCGAAUCACUCAUCUGAAGAUUCAGAUGAAAGUCAUCCUCUCGAUGGAUCUGUUCUAAUGAGUAAAAAAUGUGAUUCUAUUGGAGAUAAUAUUGACAGUUUGGCAAAGGAAGUGCAAGAGGGUGUAUCAGCUGCAGACCAGAAGGCAAUUAAAGAAAAAAAGAAAGCUAAACGGUCAAGGAAAAAACAACUUGUUCAGGAAGAGGAAAGAGAGAGGGGCAAAGUUAGCAUGAAAGUGUACCUGUCAUAUAUGGCUGCAGCAUAUAAAGGCUUAUUGAUUCCGCUCAUUAUUCUUGCACAAACAUUAUUUCAGGUGCUUCAAAUAGCUAGCAAUUGGUGGAUGGCUUGGGCCAAUCCACAAACCCAAGGGGACCAACCUAGAACAAAUAGUAUGGUCCUUCUUGUUGUUUAUAUGGCCCUUGCUUUCGGGAGCUCUUGGUUUAUAUUUGUUAGGGCUGUUCUGGUGGCUACAUUUGGCCUAGCAGCUGCACAAAAAUUGUUUCUGAAGAUGCUUACAACCAUAUUUCGAGCACCGAUGUCUUUCUUUGACUCCACUCCAGCUGGGCGGAUCUUGAAUCGCGUGUCUAUUGAUCAAAGUGUAGUUGAUCUUGAUAUUCCUUUUAGACUUGGUGGAUUUGCUUCAACAACAAUCCAGCUUCUUGGUAUAGUUGGUGUAAUGACAAAAGUUACCUGGCAAGUCUUGCUUCUUGUUGUUCCUAUGGCCAUUGCUUGCUUGUGGAUGCAGAAAUACUACAUGUCUUCAUCAAGGGAACUGGUCCGCAUUGUUAGCAUCCAGAAAUCUCCAAUCAUCCAUCUUUUUGGUGAGUCUAUUGCUGGAGCAGCCACGAUUAGAGGAUUUGGACAAGAAAAGCGGUUCAUGAAGAGAAACCUCUAUCUUCUUGAUUGCUUUGCCCGCCCAUUCUUCUGCAGUCUUGCAGCUAUUGAAUGGCUCUGCCUACGCAUGGAGUUACUCUCAACCUUCGUAUUUGCUUUCUGCAUGAUUUUACUCGUAAGCUUCCCCCAUGGAAGUAUUGAUCCGAGUAUGGCUGGCCUUGCUGUGACAUAUGGCCUUAAUUUGAAUGCACGCCUAUCACGUUGGAUACUUAGCUUUUGCAAGCUUGAAAAUAAAAUUAUUUCCAUAGAGAGGAUUCAUCAGUACUGCGAAAUCCCAAGUGAAGCUCCACCUAUCAUUGAGGAUUCUCGCCCCCCAUCCUCGUGGCCAGAAAAUGGAACAAUUGAACUGAUUGAUUUAAAGGUUCGUUACAAGGAGAAUCUUCCUGUAGUGCUUCAUGGUGUAACAUGCCAAUUUCCUGGCGGGAAGAAGAUUGGAAUAGUAGGGCGUACAGGAAGUGGUAAAUCUACUUUGAUCCAGGCACUCUUCCGAUUGAUUGAACCUGAAGGUGGCAGGAUUAUUAUUGACAACAUUGAUAUUUCAACAAUUGGUCUUCAUGACCUACGUAGCCGUCUGAGUAUCAUACCCCAAGAUCCAACUCUUUUUGAAGGGACCAUUAGGGGCAACCUUGAUCCCCUCGGAGAGCAUUCAGAUCAAGACAUUUGGCAGGCGCUUGAUAAAUCUCAACUUGGACAGAUAAUUCAACAAAAGGAGCAAAAGCUUGACGCACCAGUUCUGGAGAAUGGAGAUAAUUGGAGUGUGGGGCAGCGGCAACUUGUUUCCCUGGGCCGGGCUUUACUCAAGCAGGCAAGAAUUCUGGUGCUUGAUGAAGCAACAGCCUCAGUUGAUUCAGCCACUGAUAAUCUUAUCCAGAAGAUUAUCCGAACAGAGUUUAAAGACUGCACUGUUUGCACUAUUGCUCAUCGUAUACCAACUGUAAUUGACAGCGAUCUAGUUCUAGUCCUCAGUGAUGGUCGAGUCACAGAGUUUGAUACCCCGGCACGACUAUUAGAGGAUAAGUCUUCCAUGUUUCUCAAGUUGGUGUCAGAGUACUCGUCGAGGUGAAGUGGCAUACCAGAUUUUAAAAUUAGAUGGCAUGCCUGGUAAACCUUUGAUGUAAAAACAAGAACAACAGAGGACCUUCCUGGAAAGCAAACCGGUUGAUGCUGCUGCCUUUCUUCCUGCAUUUCUUAAAAUUCAAAAGACUAAUGGGAGUGGAAGAGGUAUGUGCAUCCUAUCAAAUCAAAAGGCCUCUAAAAGGUGUAUAGUUUCAGUUUCAAGUGAUUAUGAGAAUUUUUUCCCAGUUGAGAGCAACGGGGGAAUUCGUGCUUGGCUGUCAUAUUCCCUGACAUAUAAAUAAGAUGGGCCAGCAGAGAUCGAUAAUAAUUACACAAAUAAGAAAUGGGGCGGCGAAUUGUAUCUGAAGAUGUGCAAUAAAGUAGGUUUUUGCAUUGAAGCAAUUUGUAAUUUUGUUAGGAUGUUUUUUAGACAGGCCGUGUUUAUGUCACUGUUUUCACCGGCAGAAUUUUGUUCGGUACAUUAGUGAAUUUACUUCAAACCAAGCAGGUCUUUCUUUUAUGCCGAUUUCACUGAUCUCUGAGUUGCUUUUGCAGUGUAAAAGGUAACAUGGUGAUUCCACAACAAUCUGUGAUGGACUCAGUAUAGAGAGAAUUUACUGGUUAUGAUAAUCAAAAAAAAACUUUUCUUUUAA
Molecule: messenger RNA, 5802 nt
Organism: Cornus florida
Lineage: Eukaryota; Viridiplantae; Streptophyta; Magnoliopsida; Cornales; Cornaceae
Product: ABC transporter C family member 5
Exons: 13
Coding region: 564-5156 (1530 amino acids)
Biological process (GO): transmembrane transport
Cellular component (GO): vacuolar membrane; plant-type vacuole
Molecular function (GO): ABC-type transporter activity; ATP hydrolysis activity; ATP binding
Source: RefSeq, a predicted model, not a curated record